Molecule: messenger RNA, 2504 nt
Organism: Mytilus californianus (California mussel)
Lineage: Eukaryota; Metazoa; Mollusca; Bivalvia; Mytilida; Mytilidae
Exons: 2
Coding region: 22-1701 (559 amino acids)
Biological process (GO): positive regulation of DNA-templated transcription
Cellular component (GO): chromatin; nucleoplasm
Molecular function (GO): zinc ion binding; ubiquitin-protein transferase activity
Source: RefSeq, a predicted model, not a curated record
UAGAACAUAUAGUCUAAAAUAAUGGCGUUUUCCCAAUCAGUUCAUAAAAGUCAAAUACCUAUAAACUGUCAUUUCUGUGAUAUUGAGAAAAACAUUCAGUGGAAAUGCCUUGAGUGUGAACUUUUGAUGUGUGACAAUUGUAAAGUAAAGAGACAUCCAAGGAUUAAAAACUCAAAGGACCAUAAGGUGAUCGAUAUCAAAGAUGUAGGACUGCACAGUGAAGAGUUAGAUUUUACUAAUAUAAAAUGCAGGGACCAUUCUGGACAAACUUGCUGCCUUUUUUGCCAGUUAUGUAACAGUCUGGUAUGUCCAACUUGUGUAUCAAAAGUACACAAGCAACAUGAUUUAAUUGAAAUCAGUGAAGCAUAUAACAUGAAAAAAGAUAAGCUGAAGAAAGGACAGAGUAAAAUUGAGACGAGCAAAGCUGAAGUGCUCAUCAAGAAAGGUCAUUUGGAAAGACUUAAGAAUGGUGAAAAUGCAAAAUAUACCAGAGUCAUUGGGAAUAUUAAGAAUCAAGAAGAAGCUUUGAAACAGGCUGUUGACAAACAUAUUGAAAAGAUAAGAAAUGAAGUGGAUCAAGAUCGGAAAACUGUUAUGCAAUUCAUUGAUGCUGACCUUGAAAACAUAUUGCGAUCCAUGCAACAUUCUGAUGAAAAAAACAAUGAAAUAGAAGAUUUAAUAAACAACACUGACAUUGCAAAGUUUUUCCAUGAAGUCAGUAGAAUGGAAGAUUCAAUGGAUGUACCAGCACCAAAAACCAAGUCAACCUACAAAUCCAUACGACACUUUGUCCAAGGAGAGAUAACUCAGUCUAAUGUUGGGGCGUUACAAAGUAAGGAUAUUCCACUAGAAUUAAGUGUUACUCUAAAUAUCAAUAAACAAUAUCAGACUGAAUUAAGUGCAGUGUUGGAUAUAUUUUCUUGUUCUGACAAGUCAAUCUGGAUAAAUAGUAAUUUGGAUGGAAUUUUAAUGAGAGUAAUACCUGAGGGAAAUAGUUUAAAAACAAUAUCCACCUUCAACAUCAAGGUCUAUGGUAUUUCACUUACUGCUGAAAAUGACAUAUUACUGACAACUGAGAAAUACAAUAUACAAAAACUCACUUAUACCACUAGUAAAAUAGAAACAGCAUAUGAUAUGUCACCCUAUUACUCUACAACCGUCCAUUUAACAAAAAAUAACAAAGUUGUAGUAGGAGUUGUUAAUAGUGAUGCACAAUAUAAGGUGAUAGUAAUGAAUAAGAAAGGUGAGCAUGAGACUGUGUAUGAACAUGACCAACACAACCAACCUAUAUUCAAUUAUCCUGUGAGUAUAACCAGUACCAGUAAUGGGAAUAUACAUGUGGCAGAUAAUUACCCAGAUAGUGACAGAGGUAGAGUGGUGGUGUUAGGACAGGGAAGGGGUAUAAUCAAUACAUAUUCAGGACAUACAGAUGUCAACAAGCACAAACCAUUCAAACCAGUCAAUAUAGUGACGACACCAAGAGAUAAUGUCAUUGUGAUAGAUACGGGUACUAGUACCUUUCAUUUACUAGACAAUAAUGGACAAUUACUGACAUUUUAUAAAACAAGUGACAUUGGAAUACUAUAUCCUGCGUCCCUUGCCUUCACACAAACAGAACAAGUUUUGAUUGGCUGUGCUAAACCAAAAGACAGUACAGACAAGGAAGCGAAGAUAUAUGAAGUGACUAUAUCAGAAUAUUAAAAAAUUCACAUGUUGUCUGGGUCAAGUUAAAGAAGAAAGAGUAAGGACAGUAGACAGCAUUACAGAUCUAGAUAUGUAACUAACAAUCAGAUGAUCAGACUGUAACUUGAAAUAUAAAAAAUAGUAGGAAUUUAAUUCAACAGUGUAAGAAAAUUAGAAUACUAUUUUAUAUGAUCAUGCUUAAAUAAUGUCAUACAUAACAAAGAGAAUGUUGACAAAAAAUAUAAUUUUGAUAAGCUUAUAACAUAUCAUACAUUGUAAUACAUGUAUACACUUUGACAUGUCACCUCCUGUUUUUAUUUAUAAGUUAAUAUGUAAUUCUUUUGACAUUGUUAAUAAUCUAUCUACUGCAGUUUGAAUCAGUACUUUUUAUAUCCUCUAAAGGGAACUUGCAAAUCAGCCAAUAGAAUUAUGAGUUUCUCCCUAGGAUUGGCAUUGUUGUAAAUGAUGUAUUCAGAGCAGGGGAGAUAAGCCAGAUAUUUUCAUGUUUAAAGAAGUCAAUUUUUUUUUUUAAUUUAAAUCAACAUUUUUGUGAUAACUUGGACUCAAUCAAUUCAUUGAAAUUUUUUUUAAUCAAUUAUGUUUUAUUCAAAUGAUGUUUUUCUAUAUACAACUUUAUUAUUCAAAUAUGUGCAUACCAAUGUUUUUUUUAUUCAUAAUGUACAAUGAUGUAUAGCAUAAUAUUUUGAUUUCUUCUAUAUACCAAUGUUUUUUUAUUCAUAAUGUACAAUGGUGUAUAGCAUUAAAUUUUGAUUUCUUCAAAGCCAAAGAACUUAAAGUUAUAUUUUGUUGUAUAUAUUUUU